AUGUCUAUGCAAAGCAGUAAUUUAAAAGUUACAGAACUACCUUUAUCACAGAUAAGAAGACCAAUUGCACCAGUUUUGGACUACCAAAAAAUCGAUGCUAUGGUUUCGACUAUGAAAGGUGUGCCAAUGGCAAGUAAAACUUGUUCGUUGGAACAAGCUACAGAUUUCAAUGGUGAACUGCCACCUAUCGAUGUGAUGUGUGUAAGAGAAAAUGGACAGAGUUUUUAUUUUGCAUUUGGUGGUUGUCACAGAUUCCAAGCUUAUGACAGGCUAUCAACAGAGUUAAACGAUCCGAAUGUUAAAGUGAGAGUCAAGUUGAUCCCAUCGACAAGACGUCAAUUGAAAUUGUACUGUGGACUAAGUGUCGAUAACAUGUUUGAAGAAGUUGAUAAGCAGGUUGACUCGUCAUCAGCUCCACAAUAG
Molecule: messenger RNA, 423 nt
Organism: Vanderwaltozyma polyspora DSM 70294
Lineage: Eukaryota; Fungi; Ascomycota; Saccharomycetes; Saccharomycetales; Saccharomycetaceae
Gene: SRX1
Product: sulfiredoxin
Exons: 1
Coding region: 1-423 (140 amino acids)
Biological process (GO): cellular response to oxidative stress
Cellular component (GO): cytoplasm
Molecular function (GO): sulfiredoxin activity
Source: RefSeq, a predicted model, not a curated record